Molecule: messenger RNA, 2352 nt
Organism: Closterium sp. Yama58-4
Lineage: Eukaryota; Viridiplantae; Streptophyta; Zygnematophyceae; Desmidiales; Closteriaceae
Source: the annotation of a GenBank genome assembly
AUGGCCUCACCCGGGGGAUACUCCUCCGGCAAUCCCUCGGGAAUUAAUUCCCCCAGCGUACAUUCCGGAGUUAAGCGGCUUUCCGAAGAGGAUCGCCAACGGCUAGCUAAUAUGCUGCGCGCGCUGCAGCUGCAACAGCAAGCGCACGCGGAAGCGCAGCCUCCCGCACCGGCGGAAGGCGGUGCGGAACGGCCCGCGGAAGCUGGAGAGGAGAGGAGCGCGGACAUGGCGGUGGAUGCGCCGGCGUGCGCGCAGGCGGGGGAGAGGGAGCGGCAGGGGCGGGAUAUGGCGGGGGCGAAUGGGGAAGCAGGGGGAACGUGGAGCGAAUCGCCGUCGUCGCCUCCUCCUGGGGGCGCCAUGAGGGAGAUGGCGGACCUCUUCUUUGUGCUGCGCCCUUCUAUUCAUAUGCCCUCCCUCCUCCCUCCCCAUUCCCAUGGAAACAACAGCCGUAAAGACAUUCUAGAAAUAGUGCGCAAGCACUCGGGCGCGUUGGUGUGGCCGGCAGCGUCGCAGGACGGGGCGGGAGCGGAGGCGGCACAGACAGCAUUGAUGAUGGACCGGCAGUACUGGCGGUACUGGAGAGAAAUGAUGGACCUUUUCUUUGAGCUGGGCCCUUUUAUUCAUAUGCUCUCUCUCCUCCCUGUCCCCUUUCCCCAUGGAAACACCAGUCGCAAAGAUAUUUUGGAGAUAGUACGGAAGCAUUCAGGCGCGCUGGUGCGGCCGGCGGCGUCGAGGGACGGGGCGGGAGCGGAGGCGGCGCAGACAGCGCUGAUGAUGGACCGGCAGUACUGGCGGGAGAUGGCGGACCUCUUCUUUGUGCGCGGCGUGCAGCUGCGGGGGGAUGCUACUCAAGACGGGUCGUUCCGGGAUGUUGUUUUCUUUGUGAGAGAUGAGGUGCGUUUGCAGUGGCUUGAGACAGCGCUGAUGAUAGACCGGCAGUACUGGCGGGAGAUGGCGGACCUCUUCUUUGUGCGCGGCGUGCAGCUGAGGGGUGACGCCACUCAGGACGGGUCCUUCCGGGAUGUGGUGUUCUUUGUCAGAGCCCUCCCGCUCGUCCAUCCCUCUCACUCUCACCCGCACAUCCAUCCCACUCACCCAUCCCGCUCACCUAUCCCUCUCACACGCCCAUCCAUCCCACUCACCCAUCCCGCUCACCUAUCCCUCUCACACGCCCAUCCAUCCCACUCACCCAUCCCGCUCACCUAUCCCUCUCACCCGCACAUCCAUCCCACUCACCCAUCCCGCUCACCUAUCCCUCUCACACGCCCAUCCAUCCCACUCACCCAUCCCGCUCACCUAUCCCUCUCACACGCCCAUCCAUCCCACUCACCCAUCCCGCUCACCUAUCCCUCUCACACGCCCAUCCCUCCCACCCAUCCCCCCCACCCUUCUCCCGUGCAGUCGCCUGCAGCAACACCCCGUCAGGCAGACGGGGGGCCUGAGGGCACAGGGGGCAUGGCUGGCAGGGAGGAGGGUAUGGAGGCAGUGGAGAGACGGCGGCCCUACUUCGCCAGGCGUAGGCAGAGCAGUCUGAGGGAGAUUCUGGGCGGCAGUGGGGAGAGCAUAGACUGGCGGAGGACCUUCUAUCUGAACCUCAUCUGCCACACCGACUACUCCCUCACCAUUGCCGUCUGCAGGUCUGCUUCUCCCCCUCAUGCUGUGUGUGGGUGGGUGGGAUGUGUGGGGAUGGGCGGGUGGUGUGCUGUGCAGGUGGGCUGUGCGGGGGUGGGCUUUGUGGGUGACCCGGAGGUGACAGAGGCGUAUCCCAACAUCUGCUUCGCCAUUGACUCCUCUGACCGCGCCUUUGAGUCCGUGGUGUGUUCUGUUAGGUUUCCUAUGGACCCAGAGGUGACAGAGGCGUAUCCCAACAUCUGCUUCGCCAUUGACUCCUCUGACCACGCCUUUGAGUCAGUGUUGUAUUCUGUUAGGAUUCAUGUGCCAUCCCUUGCUAACCUCCCCCACCGCUUCCCACCCCACCUCCACCCCACCUCCACCCCACCACUUCCCCCACACCACACCCCCCAGCAGGACCCGGAGGUGACGGAGGCGUAUCCCAACAUCUGCUUCGCCAUCGACUCCUCUGACCGCGCCUUUGAGUCCGUGGUGCUCAAGGGCAGCGACCACUGCUUCUGUGUGCUGCUGAGCGCGCACAGGGGGGCGGCCUUCCCCGCCCAGGACACCGUUGAGAAGACCCUCGCAGAUGGCCAGCGCCGCGUGCUGCAGCGUGGCACCAGCAACGAGGCCAAAGUGCUGGGGGAGGCGUCAGGGGACGGGCCCAAGGUGAGAGGACAAGGGGAGGGGAAAGGGAGUUGGGACGAGAGAAGGUUAAGGGAGGGGGAAGACCCUCGCUGA